AUUUUGACUCAGAUAAGCUUAGUUUCAAUCAACAAUCAUAUCGUAUGACGAACGAAUAUAGAGAAGAAAAUACCCCUGAUCACAUUGAGUUAAUAGAACCUAGCAUCAAUAUCAGUAAUGGUAGCAAUUCAAAAGUUUAUAAUAAUACUAACCAUAUAGAAAUCUCGGGUUUUAUAUCAGUGAGUGCAACAAUCUUCCAAGGAACUUCAGUUGAUUCAUAUAUUCAAAUUAAACAAUUGUACACUUUAAUUAAUGAGAAAAAAGAUGAAAUUAAUAAAAUGCUUGACUCUAAAUCGGUUUAUGCUAUAGGACCCUACUUUCAAAGUGGCUACUCUGUGUUAAGCAUUGCCUGCUAUGUCACAAAGCCUCUUAACAAAUUUUUGAUCAAUGAGCUUUUAAAUUUGUUCGAUAAUAUGUAUGAAAUAAUAGAAAUCAAUAAUGAAGGUAUAAAUAACGAAGCUAUAAUUCAAGAUAAAGUCCCAAGCGAUGGCGAAGAUAGAAGUAAUAGCGAGAAUAGUAGUGUUAAGAAUGAUCAAUUUAUUCAAGUCGUAUCUACAGCAAAAGCCAAAGAAGAUGAAGAUUUUCAGAGUUUUGAAAUCAAUGCUCUUUGUCAAGUGUAA
Molecule: messenger RNA, 620 nt
Organism: Scutellospora calospora
Lineage: Eukaryota; Fungi; Glomeromycota; Glomeromycetes; Diversisporales; Gigasporaceae
Source: the annotation of a GenBank genome assembly